Molecule: messenger RNA, 5449 nt
Organism: Trichoplusia ni (cabbage looper)
Lineage: Eukaryota; Metazoa; Arthropoda; Insecta; Lepidoptera; Noctuidae
Exons: 5
Coding region: 1064-4369 (1101 amino acids)
Molecular function (GO): protein binding
Source: RefSeq, a predicted model, not a curated record
UUUUAACUUUUUCCGUCCAAAUUUAACUAUAUGUUAUUUAAAUAGAUACCUAGGUACUAGUAAAAUCUCCUGCAUCGAGUAGCCGUCAUUGUAGGUAAUUAUGUUGCACCUAGACUUUUACUGUAUUCGGAGCGUGUGUUUAACCACGUCACAUGCAAGCAUGUAAUCAUACAUGUGUCUACGAGGUCGCGUUAAGACCCUGGGGAAGAUAAGCAUCGGGUUUUCUGUGUUACACAGACCAAGCAGUGAUGCACCGUAGAAAAGCACAUAUGGAUGUGAGUCUCAAAUAUUUGUUAAUUUAAUGAACACAAUCGCACUUAGUACAUUGUUGUAUUGUAAAAGCGUUCACAAAGAAGUUAUGUAAUUUUCAAAACAAUAGAAUCUCGCCUCACAGCUAUUUUUGUAGUGGGCGUUUCUUAUUUAAGUCAAUGAUAAAACAUCAGGUGUUAGGAUUACAAAAAAGGAAAUAGUUAUUGUAUUAUUUUAAUUUUAAAGUUAUGUGAAGCUAAAGGCAUAAACUUUACGGCGCGCGGUGUUGGCUAAUAUUGUUUAUAUUCAAGUCAUAUUUCUAUAGUUUUGCUUGUCACGGUGCGCGGCAGAGCUCACUUCGCUACCUACCUAGAUUGCUAUUAAACACUCUUUCUGCGCCGCCCUAUUGUCCUGCGAUAGAUGGCGAUAAAACACUCUCUACGUGAUGGAAUUUUUAUGUUUCCGAUCCCUUCACGCGGCUAACAUUAUGACAUUAAACAUUUUACUUUUUUACUUAGGCAUUCCAAUCGUAUUAUGCUAGAUCGUCUUUAAUUUAUUAGUGUGUACAUGAUUAGGUUGCAGUUAGCGUGUUUCACGUGAUGCGCGAGAUCGGUAUAAAGCGGGUAUAAUGCUAUUUUAAUUAGUAAUUUAUCGGCUCACAGUUCCUUUUGAUAACGGAUAACGAACAUAAUGUUUCAGUGGAGCGUCGCGUUGCCUGCGCCCGCGCCGCCUGCUUCGCUGUCUGCCUCAUGUGCACUGGUAUGAGAGCAAAAGGCGCGUGCGAACUGGCGCGAUGGUUGCGUGAUCGGUCAUCAUGCGCCUCUUCCGCGGGCCGAAGCGCAGGGAAGUGACCGGGCCGCGAGCCGUCGCGACGCCGUCUCCGCGCAGAGACGCCGACGCCGCCGACGUCGCCAGCACCUCGCCGCACAUAUCACACGACUUCACGCUCGUAACUGCAUUACCAGCCAUGGUUAUGGAGGAUGAUGUCAAGGAGAUGAAGAAAGUGUUCGCUACGUGGGGUCGCCGUAUGGGAAAAAAGCUUGAGAUGUUGAAGAAAACUGAUGUCAAAGAAACGACACAAGAAGCAUCUUCUAAUGAAGAUUUAAAAGUAGAAUCUGAAGCUGUACUUGCCAGUCAGUAUAAGAAGAAGCAGCAUUGGAAGAUGGGGCGGAGUAGUUCCGAUUCAACUUCAUUAAAAAGAGAUACCGACACCGAAUCAAUAAGAAGUGGAUCCAGAGAUAGAUCACCUAGUCCUUUUAAAUCAUUUUUUCACAGAAUGGGGUCUACAGGGAUGCUUAAUUCAGCUAAAUCGCAAUCCCUUAACAUGCACAGAACUUCUGAAAACUAUCCUGUAGCAAACGGUCCUUCUCUAUAUCGUAGUUGUUCCACUUCUCAUCUAUCGACUUAUGUCAAAGCUGAUGACCCAUCGGAUGACAUAGAUUUACAAAGUACUGGCAAUGAGAAUAAAACUUCACCGAAAAAACUUAACAACGUUCUACCUGAAGAAACUUUGGUGGCGUCUUCUACUAAAGCUAUUAGCUGUGACAAUAUUCCAAAUUUAAACGAAGGGCAAAAUAAUGGCGCUUCAAAAAAGCCCAACUUCCCCUACGCAUUUCUACGAUCGAAACUUUCAGUUUUACCCGAAGAGAAUAGCAUGGCAUCGCAGCAAAGAACGAGCUCCGUCAGACAAAGUUUAUCGGAAAGAUUAGAUAGAAAAUCUCCGAGUUAUCACAAAGACCGAAUUUGUUUUACGAACUCACGAUCCGAAGAACGAUAUCAAAGUAGUGAUAGCAUAUCCAUUCAUGAAGAAAACCAAUUAUAUAACAAUGCAUUGAGAAGAGAUUAUGAUUUUUCACGCAGUUCUAUGAGAAGUAUCAAUGAAAUUGACGGCAGUAUAUACCCAGUUGCACGCAAUGAAGACUCACUACGCAGGUCAUCUAUGAUAUCUCAAAAGCCGCCUUUAGAUUACGAUCCCAUGCUUAUACCACGAAACAGAAAUAGUUUACCUGUAUACGAAUAUAGUUCGGUGCUCGGUUCACUGCGUGACAUAAAAACUGAAAUCACAUCAUCAAGCCAAAGUAUACAUAAUGCAGAAGUGCAAGGUCAUCGCCUAAGUAAUUAUGUAAGUUCUAACGAGUCUGGGUAUGAUAGUGAUGGUCGACCCACCGAUGAACACAGUAACCAUUCUCCUCCAGGAUACACUUCCAACUUCAAUAAUGGGGCUCGAAGAAACCCGAUUGAUUUAAAUUUUGAAGGUAGUCAUGGAAAUUUUACAAGACAAUUUAGUUUGAAUCACAAAAUCAGUAUAGGCCGAGUACAAGUACCAGCUCGACGAAGUUCUACUCCUUGUGCACUUUUUCCGGUGGAAAAAAAUUGUCCAUAUGAUUAUGGUAACGAAAACAGGGAUAACAGCCAUAAAUUUCCAAGUGAUAACGAAAAACAUCAUACUAUGUUUGACCAUAUAGAGACCAAACCACCACCACUUCCAAAAAAAUCUAUAAACAAUAAAAAACAGCCCUAUGUGUACAAGACUAUAACAUUAGAUGAAAGGGUACAGACAAGAAAAAUAAAAUUUCUACAUUCGCAACUACUGCCAAUGGAACAUUCGACUAAUUCUAAUCAAGAUAGCAAUAUUGUAGCUGAGUCCCAAGCUUCUAUGCAACAAGCUCCUGAAAUAGAUAUUUUAGGGAGGGGACCUUGCACCAAACGUUUUAGGAAAAUAAGAUUAUUGAAAUCAAGAUUAGACGAAAGUCUCGGUGUUUACCUAGCACAACAUAGGGUAGAUUUUGAUAGUAGCGGUUCAAAUUAUGAAAUACGAUACAUAGUAGUAAAAUUGGAUUUUGAUGGAAUAGCUCACCGAGAUGGAAGGCUACGAAUAGGUGAUGAAAUAGUCAAUGUGAACGGCAGAGUGUUGAGGGGGUUGUCUUCUCUAAGAGAAGUGCAACAUAUAGUAAAUUCUUGUUCAACUGAAGCUACUAUCGAAGAUGGGGCAUUAUUUCAAAGAUAUCAAGUCGACCUUGUAAUGGCACAUGAUGAAAUAACUCCAAUAACAUUAAGUAGAAUUAUAAACAAUCAAUCAUUAGAACAGAACUCUGUUUCACUUCCGUCGUCAAACGUUCCUCCCGAUAUUAUAUCACAAACAGUACAUAAGCCGUCACCAUCUAACCAAAUUACAAUUGAAACUCACUUCCCCACUGAAAACCAAUUCUACAGCAACAACAUUAACAAUAGAACCAAAGAUAAUUUAUCAGAACAGAUCAACUUCGAACCAAAUACCAGUAGAAACGAUCUACACAAAAAAUUUGAAGUUGGUAUCCAAGUCAACAAUGGCCCUAUACAUUCAAACCAAAAAAGUGACGAUGAAAAACUAUUGGAGAGGCAUUGUUAUUCGCAAUCAGCAUCUUUACAGAACAUUACUAAUAUUGAAAUUUCAUUAAGGUCGUCGCCAACACCACGAUCAAGCCAGGGUAAUAACUAUAGGCCAAUAUCCUUCCACAGUUCAAGGCCUCCACCGGCUCCUAUGCCUUACUCUGUCUAUAAUGAUAACUCGAGCAAUGAAAUCAAAGAAAACUUUUCUCAUUAUGUAAAACAUGUGCCAAGGUUGUACCAAAACAGAUCAUACGAAAGUAUUCCUGACCAGUUAAGAAACAGCAGUAGGAAUAGAUUCUUUAACAGAGUCGGGUCACAGCGCCUCAAUCCUGGUCCGCACGUAUCGAGAUUACACGAGCAUUCGUCAGCAAUACAGCAAGACCAUCAACAUGGAGUGAAUUAUGCACACAGUUCAUUACAUAAAGCUGAAUUCUGGAAGGGUCCCGGACACAAAAGUCUUGGCUUCAGUAUAGUGGGAGGAACUGACUCUCCCAAGGGACAAAUGGGUAUAUUUGUUAAAACAGUAUUUCCGAACGGCCAAGCAGCUGACAAGGGUACUAUUUUUGAAGGUGAUGAGAUCUUGUCAGUUAACAAUGUGCCGACACGUGGACUUAGCCAUGCUGGGGCCAUAUCGCUUUUCAAACAAGUUAAAGAAGGAAAAAUAGAACUGACGCUUUCAAGAAGAAGAGCACCUAGGUCAAGAUCCGUGGAACCCCUGGGCAAUUUUCGCGGCGAUAUAAAAAGAGACUAAUGUUAUGUAAAACGAAAACGAUUAAUAGUUUUAUCGAGUGCAAUAAUAAUUAUUUUUUAUUUUAGCCAAAGGCAAAACUUAUAAUUAUGCUUGUUUUACAAGACACGUUUUAACUAUCGUAAUUAUUAAGUGUGGCCGAAAUGAUUUAAUGUGUAAUAAGAUAUAACAAUAUGUAAAAUAUUGAUUUUUGGUAUAUGUGCAAGUCCAUAGGAAAUGUUUUAUCAGUGUCACCAAUGUAUGAAUGUCAUUUUAGAAUAACACAUUCAUUAUAAUUACAAUUAAUGACAUGUAUUCUGUGUAUUAAGUCUUGUAAUUUAUGCUAAAGCUUUGUUUAAUAAGACUGUAUGUAUAGCUAUAAAUAAUUUAAUAUUUUUGUUGUAUCUGUUAAAUGAUAGCUAUUGUUAAAGUAUAUUAGGAAUGCUAGAUCUCGUUAUUCGCUGUAACUUGUAUAUACUAGUAGUCAUAGAACAUUUUUGUUAUGAUGUUAUCUAUCUAUGAAGACUAGAUUUCCUUAACAACAUCUACAUGACAAUUAAUUUACAGCCAAUCAGACUGAUAUUAUUUUUAAAUAAUGAUUUGAGUACCUAUGUUUCUGCCAAAGCUUUAGACUUAUAGAGAACCUUCGAAGACUAAACUUUGCAAAACGAGAAUGAAAUACCGUUAAUUUAUUCUUUAUCAUUAAACCUCUUUUUAUUGUCAACAGCUAUCCAGCUUUGUAGCUCAUAGAAUAGAUUUGUCUUUGGAAGCCUGCUUCCGGGCACAAAUAAUGUAGCGAUUUUUAAAAACUUGUGAUGAAAUUUGUAAAACCACAGCGAAUUUACUCCGUCCACAGAGAUUACAUGAGUCAAUCGUUUUCUGAUUCCAUUGAGUUACGUUUUGUAUAGUUACGCAGAUUCAGCAGAAAAUGUCAUGUUUGCCUAAAGGUACUAAAAAUGUUUUCAUAAUAGUCAAUAAUAGCUCAUCGAGUUUGACUUUACAUCUUAACGUAAUCCAUCCAUCCACACUACUGUUUGUUACAUGUGAUGUAAAUAAAUUGCGAUACCUCGAUGCUUUUGAAAUUAUACACAGAUAUGAUAAUAA